AUGCAGUUCGAGGUUCCGUAUCGUGAAGCGUACUCAGGACCAUCGAUACGGGUUGCUCUAUGUCAUAAUCCUCCAAAGCGCCCAGAUGACCAUUCAUUUGAAUGCCCUUGUUGUCCAAACUGUUCAAUAUGUGGUACUGGUAAUCCUGCAGUGACUCGGGCCGAGAAUAUUAAGAAUGUCCCUUCCAUUCGCACGAGCUACCGAGAAGAAAGCUCAGAUCCUCCCUUGGGCAAAAACACCAAAGCAUGCAUUAUCGGGGCCGGGAUUGCAGGUCUGUAUCUUGCACUAAUUUUGCAAGAUUUGGAGAUUCCAAACCUUUCCUGGGAUAUCCUCGAGGCCAAUCGGAAUCGCAUUGGCGGCCGCAUUUAUACCCAUCGCUUCUCUGAAGCGCACAAUGACUACUAUGACGUGGGGGCAAUGCGCUUUCCGGAUAUUCCUAUCAUGUCUCGAGUCUUUGAUCUUUUUCGACGAAUGCAAGUGCCACUGAGGGAAUUUGAGAUGCGAGAAAGAAGCACGAACACGAGGUGCAGUGAUAUCUCUAAGACCAAAGAUAGCCCAUCAGCCAAUCUCGUCAGUCAAUGCUUCGACCCUUAUAAAAAGGUCAUGCAAAAGGAUUUUGUGCGGGGGUUCCAACUCCUGAUGCAAUCCGAUGCAAUGAGCACCCGCGAAUACCUUCGAGGCAACCACAAGUCAGACUUCAUGACAAUCCAGUCUGCCGAAAGCGACACAACCGGCACAGGCACGUUUGAUCAAGCCUUUUCAGAAAGUGUCAUUGACUCUUUCGACCUUGAUCAAUCCACAACAGGGCCUGAGGACAGUGACCCAGUAAAAUGGUAUUCUGUGGAUGGCGGCUCUUCCGUGGUGAUUGAGCGAAUGUGCCAUCAAAUAAACAAAAGUAGCACAAUUGAGCUUGGGAAACAAGUUCGCCGAAUUGCCAUGGAUUGUGGUGCCGAUCUAUCUGUGUCAUGUGCGGGCGAGAAAGAUGCUCGCGAUGGAUACGCAACGGUGUUCAGCACUACACCAUUAGCAUGUCUGCAGCGCAUCGACACUAGCUCACUCCAUCUUGAUCCUAUUCAAGAAGAGGCUAUCCGGUGUUUGCGGUAUGAAGACUCUACUAAGGUAGGCAUCAAGUUUGCGUAUCCGUGGUGGAUUGUAGACUGUGGGAUUCGAGGGGGUGGUAGUGUCUCGUCGACUCUCUCCUCAAGGACCUGCGUCUACCCGUCAAAUAUUGCCGAACAGGACUGGGACAAGCCAGCCGUGCUAUUGGCUUCGUACACUUGGGGCCAAGAUGCCUCUCGCAUGGGGGCUCUGAUCAGCCCGCCCCCCACCAGCUCGGAUGUGGGUGGGGAUGAGGGGGAUGACCUGCUGGAUCUUGUCCUCCACGAUCUCGCUCGGCAACAUCAGCAGCAUGGAAUCACGUACGGGAAGCUGCAAAGUUUGUACAUGGAUCAUCACGCCUUCUGCUGGGGCAAUUCCCGAUUUUCGUCAGGGGCUUUUGCACUUUUUGGCCCAGGACAAUUCACCAAUCUCUAUCCCUCUUUGUCUCUACCAGCAGCUGAUGGCAAGUUCCAUAUCGUAGGGGAGGCAUCCAGUGUCCAUCAUGGGUGGGUGGUUGGCUCGUUGAACAGUGCAUAUGUGGCGGUCUAUCGAUUUUUGCUUCGAUAUGGACAACAACAAGCCAUCCAGAAGCUGGAAAAGAACUGGGGAACUGUGCAUGAGUUGGACUUUGCGGGAGUUGCUCGCCUUGAUGCGUCGGUUUGA
Penicillium crustosum is the source of this 1761-nucleotide messenger RNA. RefSeq names its product flavin monoamine oxidase family protein. Gene Ontology annotation, molecular function: polyamine oxidase activity; L-amino-acid oxidase activity. The record is from RefSeq and is a predicted model, not a curated record. NCBI's taxonomy places the organism in Eukaryota, Fungi, Ascomycota, Eurotiomycetes, Eurotiales, Aspergillaceae. Gene Ontology annotation, biological process: amino acid catabolic process. Bases 1 to 1761 code for a protein of 586 amino acids. The transcript has a single exon.